GCCACCACGUUCAUAGAUGAGUUCAAACUGGCGGACAAUCCGAAGAUGGGGACAAAACCAUUAUUUUACUCCGUACGUUUUUCGCCCAUUUCUUUAAUUAAUCCAAAAAUCAAAUCUUUAUGACGUUAUCUCUUGAAAUUCAAUGAUUCUACCUCUUCAUCCACACAAAUUCACCACUUGGUUCUCUCAAACCCACUUCAAUCUGUGAGCAAAUUCACUCGAUUGAUGGUGUAUCACCAUGGCUGUUGAUAAUUCAUCUUCUUCGCCUAGCUUCCGUGAGCUUGAUGAUGUGUUUUUGCAGUCUCAAGCAAGAAUAUGGCUUGGAGAAGUGUUGCGCACAAGAUUUGAUGAGCAAAUAAGCAUAGGUGACCUGCUUUCUGAUGGGGAGCUGCUAUUUGAAGUUUCUAAAGCAUUAUGGAACAUGUUAUUGCAAAAAUACAUGGAACUUAAAAACUAUAAGGCCCGCAUGUUCGUACCAGUUGAUACACGGAAGAGCAUCGGGAGAUAUAGGCCUUAUGCGAAUGUUGAUUCAUUUUUGAAGGUAUGCAAGGUUAUGGGAUUGAGUGGUGUAGAUCUUUUCUCCCCAUCUGAUGUUGUGGAGAAGAAGAAUACUCGUAAAGUAUGUGUCUGUAUACGAUCUCUAUCAACAAAGGCUAGAUCUAAACGACUAAAUGUUCCAGACUUUGACGUUGUGACCAGCACGGUAGCAAUGUCAACAGAUGCAGUUAGAUGCAUCAGAAGAAGCUUGGAGUUAUCAUCUAUGUCCAGUGUUACUUGCGGACCAAGUAACCAUGCAAGAUUGAAAUCCAGGCAGAAAACAUCUGCUGCAUCAGACAUACAAGAAGAGGAGUCGUAUCUUGAAGAAUCCGAUGAAGAAAAUAGCCAUUUUUCAGACACUUCAUAUGUCGAUUUUCUUUAUUUAGAGUCGGAAGAGUCACCAGACACAGCUGAUAAGUACGCGCUGAAUCAAUCCAUACAACAAUCUGAUGCCAGCAACCGAGAACUCAAUAAACUCGCACAUUCACCGGUAUCCGUUCUUAUGCAGUAUGUUAACACAGAGAAUCAGUUGGACGAAACGUUAUCGAUAUGUAGGGUAUGGAGGAAGUUGCCUGAUGAUGCAGAGGCAUCCCUCACUAGCAGCGUGUUCGGCCGUGUGCUUGACUUUGACUUUGACUUUGAUGCUAAGUCUGAGUCAGAUGAUCUCACAACAUCAGAAUCUUCCACUUAUGAACAUGUAGAUCAUGGAUCGUUGAAUAAUACUAAAACGGAUUCAGGACAUUUGUUGGUGUCGGUGAAGGAUGAUGUCACAAAUAUUGCAGACAGUAUGCAAGAAAAUGUGGCGGGUAAAGAGUCGAAUGACAAGUUGAUGAAAAUGGAUGAUCCAAAAUUGACUGACGACAUCGAUGACGUGUUUGAUGAUCUCAGCGGUGUUAAAUUUAGUGAAAGAUAUAAUAGCUGUGCUGAAGAUACAAGUAAAGCUGCUACCAAGGAUGAAAGAAAAGAUGACGGUUUGGCAAAAGCAGGCACCGAAGAGAAAAACGUCACAAGGGCUUUUAACUCGGAGAAAAAACCAAACUUCAUGGCGCCAUUAAUUAAAACAGUAGCCAAAGGCACGGCACUUAUCGGCAUUAUGUUUUUGCUUCACCUCAGGAACAGGAGUCCGGGAAAUACGAGUCAGAUUCAUUGGAAGUCAAGUGGAGUGGGGUUCUUAAAAAUGAAAGAAGAAAAGGGAAGCAAGAUAUAUCCUGUUGACAAGUUCAAAUUUGAGGAUUAAAUGACCCAAUACUUGAGAUAUACAACCCAAAAAUCAAAGUAAGAAAAAUACACUUGUUUACAUAGCAUAUUAUAUUUUUAUAUAUAGGGGCGCGUUCUUUUCGGUACCAAUAUUAUGUUGAGAAACGUGAGAUCUUGCCGCAUAAUACACUUGUACACAAUGCUUCGCUAAUUUAAUGAGAGAGAGAGAGAGAGGUGAGAAAAACGGCGUAAUAUAUUAUGGAGUUAGCGAUUUCGAUAUUUAUAUUUGUUACCAAAGUGUUGUGAAAAAUUAUAUAACAUUCCCUUCUAUUUUAGGCCUUGGGCUUAAUUCUUUG
Helianthus annuus (common sunflower) is the source of this 2090-nucleotide messenger RNA. RefSeq lists its product as uncharacterized. The record is from RefSeq and is a predicted model, not a curated record. Gene Ontology annotation, cellular component: actin filament. Gene Ontology annotation, molecular function: actin filament binding; cytoskeletal adaptor activity. NCBI's taxonomy places the organism in Eukaryota, Viridiplantae, Streptophyta, Magnoliopsida, Asterales, Asteraceae. The coding region runs from base 239 to 1774 and encodes 511 amino acids. The transcript is spliced from 8 exons. Gene Ontology annotation, biological process: actin crosslink formation.